GAAUGGAAGAAACAUUUUAGUGAGAUUAAAAAAUAUCUUUAAUUUAUUAUCAUUCUCUUUUUCAUAUUUGAUUUCUUAGUUGUCUGAUUGAUCUACUUUUCCUCACAUGCUCUGCAUUCUAUGACGUAAUGUCAUUCUAUUUCUGCCCUAUAUGAUAACUGCAGAAUAUAUAAUGUCUUUUUUAGAUAGCAUCCUUCUACUAAUCUCACACCUAAAAUGAUGCCAUCCUCAAUAGCCUUGUCUUCCCUUUAAUAACAGCCCUUAUUUAUUCGCCCGACCCUUAGCUGAGUUAAACUCUUUCAAUAUAAUAUAUCUUUUUCUGCCCAAUCUUGCUUUCUCCAGAUAUAUAACUCGAUAACUAAAUACAAUCGGUUCACUUAUCUUUUUCUGCCCAAUCUUGCUUUCUCCAGAUAUAUAACUCGAUAACUAAAUACAAUCAGUUCACUUAAUCACUUGCACGACUAUCCUCGCUCUGCAAUGACCAUCAAUUCUCGUUCGGUUUUUAUGCUUUUAAUAUGGGUUUUAUACAUAACCCUUCUGCACCGCUAUUACGGUGUACAACAUGGAGAAGCUGCUUCAGCAACAAUAACAGACCCACAAGAAGUUGAAGCACUGAAAGCUAUAAAAUACAAAAUGAGAAAUAGGAAGUGGGCGUUCAGUGAGGAUCCUUGCAGUGGAAAGGGAAGCUGGAAUGUCAGCCAGGAUUAUGAAACCCAAAAUGAGGUGGUCUGUGAGAUGUAUACGACAGGGGAGAUCGUUUUUCCAUGUUACCCGGAUAUAUCUGAAAAGCCAGAACCUGACUGGAGUUGUGCCAGCGGAGCUAGCCAAUCUCACAUACCUUGAGGAAAUGUCACUUGGCAUGAAUCAUCUAUCAGGUCAUAUUCCAAAAGAACUUGGGAACCUCAUAUAUUUACAAAAAAUGGAUUUAUUUUCAAAUGAGCUAUAUGGGCAGCUACCAAAGUCGCUUGUAAAUUUGACACGCCUUAAAAUGUUGUAUAUUGAAAGUAAUCAAUUACAUGGGAAGAUGCCUCAAAUAUAUGGACACUUUCAUGGAUUGGAACAUUUUGUAGCAAGUAGUAACAAUUUUAGUGGUAAAAUACCAGAUUUUAUUGGCAAUUGGAGAAACCUUACAAUUUUGAGACUUGAAGCUACUUCUUUAGAAGGUCCAAUUCCUUCAACCUUUUCAAAUUUGAUUCAACUAGAAGACUUGAGGAUAUCUUAUUUGAUUGGAGGUGGAUCAAAUUUGUCAUUUAUGCAAAAUUUAACAAAACUAACAACAAUAGUGCUAAGAAGUGCCUUAAUUUAUGGAGAAAUUCCGCAGUAUCUUGGACAUUCCAUCAAACCAAAGAUAUUGGAUUUGAGAUUCAAUAAUUUGACUGGAUCGAUUCCAAAGGCAUUAGAAAAUAUGCCAGAGAAGCGUCUAAAGAUAGAAUAUUUGUAUCUUGGAAAUAACAAUUUAUCUGGAAUAUUGCAAGAAUGGUUAAGCACAAUUAAUAAUGUAGACCUAUCAUACAAUUACUUUUCAGGAGAGUUGAAUGCUUCCUGGAUAAAAAAUGAAGUACAAAUGAAUUUGAUACAAAACUCAUUUAACAGCAAUAUUUCUAAUGGAAGAGAUCAAGCUUACCUUCAAAGAGGAUUCACGUGCCAAGCUCCACAAUACACUUCUGUGGCCAUUAAUUGUGGAGGUAAUCCAUGGGGUACUUACGAGGGGGAUACCAAUCCAUUAGGCCCUUCCUCUUACUUUUCAAGCUCUGAUGGCAAAUGGGCAGUCAGUAAUACAGGAUUAUUUAUGGAUGCUGAAGACCAUAAAUGGAUAGUGGCAGGUGAUAACUCUGAAAUUGAUAAAGGAACAAACACAGAAAUGUAUGGAACAGCACGUUGUGCUCCUAGCUCCUUGAGAUACUAUGCAUUGUGCCUUCAAAAUGGAGAAUAUAAUGUACAACUCUACUUUGCUGAGAUAGUAAUAUCCAACGGAGUGACAUUUGCUAGUCUAGGGAGGCGCGUCUUUGAUGUUUAUCUUCAGGGAACUAGAAGAUUGAAAGAUUUUAACAUCAAAGAUGCUGCUGGAGGCUCAUCAUAUAAGGGAGUAAUCAGAAAUUUCAUUGUAAAUGUGACUGAGAACUUUUUGGAGAUCCACUUCUUUUGGGCUGGAAAGGGAACAUUUGACAUACCAGUCAAGGGGACAUAUGGACCUCUGGUAUCAGCGAUCAAAAUCAGUCCAAACUUCGAAAUCAACACCACGAGCAAUGAUAGAAAUGAAAGCAACAAAACUAUGAUUAUCGGCAUAGUUUCUGGGGCAGUAAUUUCUUUAGGCUUCACACUGUGCUUGUCAUUCGUCUUUAUUAGAAAAAGAAAUAGAAGGAAGAGAAAAUCCUUAGCAGCUAAUGAUGACACAGAAUUGACAGACAUAAUUUCAAGUACAUUCAGCCUAGAGGUGAUUAAAAAUGCCACAAAUGAUUUCAACCCUGAGAAUAAGAUUGGAGAAGGAGGAUUCGGUGCUGUUUUCAAGGGAACUCUUCUAGACGGAAAAAUGAUUGCAGUCAAGCAGAUGUUUCCCAAGGCAAGACGAGGCAUUCGAGACUUUCUUAAUGAAGUGGGUACAAUAUCUGCAAUGCAGCAUCCCAAUCUCGUGGAAUUGUAUGGUUUUUGCGUAGAGGGAAAACAGCUGCUCUUGGUCUAUGAAUACAUGGAGAACAACAGUUUAGCUCGCUGUUUGUUUGGUCCUCAAGAAUGUAGACUCAAUCUUGACUGGCCUCGACGGUACAACAUUUGCCUUGGGAUUGCACAUGGCCUGGCAUACUUGCAUGAGGGAUCUAGACUGAGAAUUAUUCAUCGAGAUAUCAAAACAAUGAACAUUCUCUUCGAUCAAGAUUUGAAUCCAAAAAUCUCCGACUUUGGAUUAGCCAAGUUAUUUGACCAAGAUAAAACUCAUGUCACCACCAGACUGGCAGGAACAAUGGGAUAUAUGGCUCCCGAAUAUGCCUUGAAAGGUCAUCUCACCGAGAAGGCGGAUGUCUACAGUUUUGGAGUGGUAGUCCUUGAAGUUGUAAGUGGCAGAUCUCGCAUAGACAAGAAAUUGCGGGAAGAGAUGGUUUAUCUGUUGGAAUGGAGUUGGCAUUUGUAUGAGAAGAAAAUGUUGCUGGAUUUGUUGGAUGUGAAUCUCAAAAACUCAGGCUACUCCAAAAAAGAAGUUUUAAGAGUGAUCAACGUGGGUUUGCUAUGCACCCACGAAUCCCCUUUGCAACGACCUUCAAUGUCCACAGUUGUUGGAAUGCUGGAAGGGAAAAUUGAAUCGCCCGUUUCACAUUCUCGACCAUCAUACAUAUUGGGAUGACAAACCUAUAUAUACACAGAAGAGAAGCCAUUGUCACACAAAGAAAGCUUUUGCUUGGAAGGACCAUCCAACGACAGUUUCUCUACCUAAGCAGGCUCUGCUAAUAAGAACCAAACGAAGGGACGAUGACAGCAAGAAUUACCUUAUAUUACAGAGUAUCUUCUGAUUUCAAUAAAUUUCACUCCCUGCUUCCCUUGAUCACAAUAUGGAUGAUAAUGCUAUGGUGAUGUCUGGGUUACUUCUAACACACAACAUAUAAGUAUGAAAAUAUUGAGCAUUAUAUAUUUAAGUACUUCUUAAGAAAAACAUGCAUCGAUAUUAGCACAUACUUAACAAAUUGAAACGACAAUUAAGUAGAGAUGUCGCUUGUAAAUGAAUUUAUCCAUCCUCGGAUUAAAGGAAGAAGAGAUUGUGCUCA
Messenger RNA from Cryptomeria japonica (Japanese cedar), 3752 nucleotides. RefSeq names its product probable LRR receptor-like serine/threonine-protein kinase At1g53440. The record is from RefSeq and is a predicted model, not a curated record. Lineage: Eukaryota; Viridiplantae; Streptophyta; Pinopsida; Cupressales; Cupressaceae. The coding region runs from base 692 to 3334 and encodes 880 amino acids. Gene Ontology annotation, biological process: protein phosphorylation. Gene Ontology annotation, molecular function: protein kinase activity; protein binding; ATP binding. The transcript is spliced from 23 exons.